CGCUUGGGUCUUCAGUCCUCAGUCAUAGGGUACUCGUAUCCAGUACCAUACCGUACGGUCGGUACAACAAGGGUGAUCCAGUACGUCGUCAUACGGUACGGUAAUCCAACGAUUAUCAUUGAUAUCAAUCAACAAGAGGCACCACACCGAGAACCCACCACCGACGGCACCUACAAAGGAUCCUUUGUCUUAUUUCAAAGAACAUACAACACAGCCAUGCCCGACCUAACGUCCCUCUCGAAACCCGAAGAAGCCAUUGUCACCCACCUGGACUGGGAGAUCUCCGUAGACUUUGAAAAGGAGCGCCUGUGUUCGGUUGCAACCUAUUCCGUUCGUGUCUUGGAAUCGAAUGCCACCACCCUAAAUCUGGACACGGCUCAUCUGGACAUUGCUUCGGUGACGUGCGGCGACGGGAAUCCGCUGAAAUUUACACUGCAUCCCGCUGCAGAAGACAAAUCGUACCUGGGGCGCCGGCUGGAAAUCGAUUUGCCCCGUCGCGACAGCAACGACAAAUGCCGGAUCGCUGUUUCCUAUUCCACCACCAAAUUCUGCAGCGCCCUCCAGUGGCUUCCACCGCCCCAAACGGCCGGAAAGAAACACCCGUACCUCUUUACACAAUGCCAGGCCAUUCACGCCCGUUCCCUGGUCCCUUGCCAAGAUUGUUGCGGGGUAAAGAUGACCUACACGGCAAAAGCAUCCGUUCCGAGCUGGGCGACCUGUGUCAUGUCGGCCUUGCUGAAGAAAGAGGAGGAGGACAAAGCGAGCGGCGGGAAGACGUACACCUGGGACCAGCCCGUUCCCAUCUGCUCGUAUCUCCUGGCCCUGGCGGUCGGCGACCUCACCAAACGGACCAUCUCCGAGCGGUGCGCCGUUUGGAGCGAACCGGGCAUCGUCGAGAGUGCGGCCUACGAGUUCAGCGAGACGGAGAUGUUUCUGUCCACCGCCGAAGCAAUCACGGGAAUGGACUACGCGUGGGGUCGCUACGAUCUCCUGUGCCUGCCGCCGAGUUUUCCCUACGGAGGAAUGGAGAACCCAUGCCUCACCUUUGUCACUCCCACCCUCCUGGCCGGGGACAAGUCGCUGGCCGACGUCGUCGCCCACGAAAUCGCGCACAGGUACGGCCGCGGAGGCACAAACCAGUCUAGUAGCCGUGGCGAUCUGCAAUCUCUCCCAUGAGACGUUUCCUCACUCCGCUGUGUUUCUUUUUGUUCUUCGUGUGUCGUUUUCUGCUCCCCACUUUCAGCUGGACAGGAAACCUGGUCACCAAUGCAACAUGGUAAGCUUUGCUAUUGUUCUGUUGCUUCUGCACCAACAUAGAAAUGCCAGUGCAUACUCACAUCAAUAUUUUGUCCUCUCCAUUUUACAAAAUCAUGAUGGCGAAAGGGACCACUUUUGGCUUAACGAGGGAUGGACGACGUGGCUCCAACGCAAAAUCAUGGCACGCAUGAAAAACAACCCCAAAUUUCUAGAUUUUGAUGCGAUCGAAGGAAGAAAAGAUAUGGCAGACACUGUCGAAGAAUUUUUGGUAUCGGCUCCCGAAAACACAUCCAUGGUUCUCAAUAAUGGUGACGGAGAUCCCGAUGAUUCCUAUUCCACACUGGCAUACGAAAAGGGGUUCACUUUUCUUCUCUACCUGGAGCGCCUGGUUGGCACCCGAGAGUUUGAGAAAUUCUUUCAGGCCUACGUCGCGAGAUUUGCCUCUAAAACACUAACGUCUACCGACUUCAAAGACUUUUUCUUACAACACUUUGCCGGGAAUUCAAAGGUGGGGGAGAUCGAUUGGGAUGCGUGGUUCUAUUCCCAAGGGAUGCCGCCCGUCUUGCCCCCCCUGGACCAGAGCAUGGCAAAAGCCUCGACCGACCUGGCGGAUGCAUGGUGCGCCUUUGACCGCGGAACGGCAAGCUCUCCUCCGGCUACGAACGAAACGAGUGCGUGGGCUUCCGGUCAGAUCACUUGCUUCCUGGACGCACUGCAGUCCCUAACGGCAGAGAAGGCGCUAAAGGUCUCCACUCUCAGGGCAAUGAACGCGCUCUAUCGACUGGCCGAGUCGAGAAAUUCGGAAAUAUUGUUUCGUUACUGCCAGCUCGCGAUUGCCUCCGAAGACGAGAGCAUUAUUCACGUUGCCGUCCGAUUCAUUACCUCGCAGGGACGUAUGAAGUACAUUCGCCCUCUGUAUAAGAGUCUGUAUCGAAGCAAAAUGGGAAAAAAUAUCGCCUUGUCGACAUUUCUGAAACACAAGGAUAUCUAUCAUCCCAUCGCUUCCAAAAUGAUUGCAAUCGAUCUCAAAGAUGCAAUGGAAGGGUCGACGACAUCCAACCUUUCGAUGCCAACAAAUCACAUUCUAAUGACAGGUGCCGCGAUAGCAGUUGCAGGUAUUGCGGUAGCAUUGGUUCGCAAAAGCCGAAAAUAAGGAUGCCCAUGGUCCACGCCACCAUUGCUCUAGUGUUGCUUGAAACUCAUUAUUGAAAAUAGCUGUACUGCUUUUGAAUACCUUGCAGCAAAAAAAUUUACAGAAAUUUA
Pseudo-nitzschia multistriata is the source of this 2520-nucleotide messenger RNA. Lineage: Eukaryota; Bacillariophyta; Bacillariophyceae; Bacillariales; Bacillariaceae. The record is from the annotation of a GenBank genome assembly.